Molecule: messenger RNA, 1484 nt
Organism: Owenia fusiformis
Lineage: Eukaryota; Metazoa; Annelida; Polychaeta; Sabellida; Oweniidae
Source: the annotation of a GenBank genome assembly
GAAAGAUUUUCUGCUACAGCUUUAAAUUGCCUUACAAGAUAUCAAUUCAAACACAUAUGCAGAAUGAUGGUGAACCAGUGGUGAACACCUUUCCUUAAAAUAACAGGCCAGUUAAUGAUAAUAUUUGCAAGGGUCUUAUAUUGAUUAGUGGUCUAUGCUAACACUAUCCACAUUCUAGACAUUCAAUUCACACAUAUGCUCUUGGACUAUAUGGAAAUACUGCUAGUAAGUACUACUCAACAGACAAACAUACUCUGGUGACGACAACAGUUGAAUAAUCAUCAUGGCUGAGAAAAGAAAUGUGGAUUUGUUGAACCUGCCACUGGCAACAAUUGACAUGACUGAGGCUUUGGAAAAUCCUGAGAAAAUAGCACCAAAAGUUGUAAAAGCAAUGGAAAAUGAAGGAUUCCUCUACUUGAGAAACAUUCCUGGGUUUAAGCCUGAUGAAUUAUUGCAAUGGACAAAAUGGUUCUUCAAUCUGCCCCUGGAGACAAAAAUGGCAAUAUCGAAGAAAUGUUUCAAAGAGGACAAUUUGAAUAGCUUCAGAGGUUACUUUCCAGUAAUUCCUGGAGGGCAUUCCCAUAAAGAGGCUUUCGAAACGGGAAGUUUUGGUGAUUUCGAUCCUGUGAAGCAACAGAAUCAAAAACUGAUCAAUGGCCGUCCAUUGAUGCGUGAUGUCACCUCUGAAGGAAACAGUUGGCCAAACACAGGAACUUCCGAUGAUGAAAUCUACAGAAAAGUCAUGGAGUAUAACUAUGAUAUUUAUCGCAAGACAGCGAGCCAAGUUCUCCAAUUGAUUGCAAGAGGUAUGGGACUUGAUCCAAACUGUUUUGAUUAUAUGUUCAAUCCAUCCCCCCUUGCAACUUUAAGACUUAUCCAUUAUCCAAGCCGCGUGAAUUUUCCCCCCGAGGAAAUCCCUGAUGAGGCCAGAGAUGGGGAUACCCUUAUUACAACAGGAGAACAUGCUGAUACAACAUUCAUUACCCUCCUUGCAACAUUCGAAAACUGGGGGCUACAAAUGCUGCAAAAUGAUACAUGGGUUGAUGUUCCCCCGAUACGAGAUGGUCUCGUUAUGAACAUUGGGGCUUUAAUGACGGAUUUAUUUGGCGGUCGAUUAAAAUCAACAAUGCAUCGAGUGAUUGACCUGGGUGAGGACCGAUACUCUGUUCCAUUUUUCUAUGAGCCUCAAUUCGACACAGACAUAAGUAAAACAUUCGAUGGAAAAGAGAUUGAAAGUAUUGGACGUUACCAUCGGUACGGUCCGUGGAUGUGUAACAGAACCAGCCAAUUUAAAGAAUAUGCUACAACGGAUUUUGGUGUACUUGACUAAAACAAUUCAACAAAAUAUUACACAAGACUUUUGUAACACAUUAUGAAUGUGUCACACUGAUAAAACUGUAUAUGGGUAUAUGCACAUGUUUACAAAAGCUCACUAUGUAAGCUAAAAAUUACACAUACACCAUUUAGGGGUGAUGCCCAAAGUU